Messenger RNA from Malassezia sympodialis ATCC 42132, 1614 nucleotides. RefSeq lists its product as uncharacterized. The record is from RefSeq and is a predicted model, not a curated record. Gene Ontology annotation, cellular component: fungal-type vacuole. NCBI's taxonomy places the organism in Eukaryota, Fungi, Basidiomycota, Malasseziomycetes, Malasseziales, Malasseziaceae. Gene Ontology annotation, biological process: proteolysis. Gene Ontology annotation, molecular function: serine-type carboxypeptidase activity.
AUGAUCGCCCGGCUGAUACGCCUCGGUGCCGUGGCUGCGGCCCUCGUUGGCGCCGCUGUGCACGCGCGGCAGACACCGUUCCAGUUCAAAAGCGACGCGCCCGGCGUGUCGGUGCUGACGCACCCGUCGCUGCCGGCGUACACGCUGCGGCUGCAGCAGGUGCCCGAUGGCGUGUGCGAGCGCGGCGCACCGUCCUACUCGGGCUACCUGGACGUGGACCUGGACCAGCUGUUUGAGCACGAGCGCGAGAAGGGCCAUGCUGCGCAGGCAUCUGCCCCGCCGUCCGGUGUUGUCGAGCACUUCUACUUUUGGGCAUUCCAGUCCCGCACGCACCCCGACUCGGACCCGCUCACCCUGUGGCUCAAUGGCGGCCCGGGAUGCUCGUCCUUCACAGGCCUCCUGAUGGAGCUGGGGCCCUGCAAUGCGGCCAAGCCCCACGACGGCGUGAGCCGCACAGAGUGGAACCCGUACUCGUGGGUCACCAACUCGUCCAUGAUCUUCCUCGACCAGCCCGUGGGCGUGGGCUUUUCGUACGCGUCGUGGAAGAAUGCGUCGCGCGAGGGCGUGCCCCCCUCGCGCAUUUUCAAUGGCGCACAGGCCGCGCGCGACGUGAGUGCCUUCUUGCACCUGCUGGCCUCGCACCCCGACGGGCCGCUCGCGGGGCGCGCGCGGCCGGACGGCACGCGCGCGCUGCGCGAGUUCCACAUGGCCGGCGAGUCGUACGCGGGGCGCUACCUGCCGCUGAUUGCGAGCCGCGUCGUGGACGACAACGAGCACUAUGCUGGCCAUCCAGAGGAGGGCCUCGUCCCCCUGCCGCUGCGCUCCGUGCUGAUCGGCAAUGGUAUCACGUCGCCACGCCACCAGACGCGCGCCUACGUGGAGUACGCGUGCACCAACCAGACGGGGCACGGCCCCUUCCUCGACCGGUCGACGUGCGACAAGAUGUGGGAGAAGCUGCCUGUGUGUGAGGACUUGAUUGCCAAGUGCAACCGGCCCCGCGGCUCGGCGCCCUACAGCACGACGGCGUGCCAGACGGCCACGACCUUCUGCGAGGGCGCGCUCUCGGAGCCCUGGGAAAAGACCAACUCGUCGUUCUACGACUGGCAGCACGCGCCCGAGUACGACGAGAACGCCUAUGUGUCGGCCUUCCUCAACAGCGAGGAGACGCGCCGGCACCUGGGCAUCGACAAGUUCCUCAUUGGCGACCGCCACGAUGGCAAGUUUGUCGACUGCUCCGACCAGGUAUACAACGACUUUGCAUCCACAGGCGAUGGCAUGCGCGACAGCACCUGGGCCGUGCAGCACAUCCUCGAGCAUGGCGUGCGUGUGUUGAGCUACUCGGGCCGCCGCGACUUUAUCUGCAACUACAUCGGCAACGCCCACUGGACCGAAGAUCUCGAGUGGUCGGGCGAGCAGGGCUACCGCAAGGCGCCCCUCGAGAACUGGACCGUCGGCGGGCACAAGGCCGGCGAAUUCCGCCACUACGGCCACCUCACAUACGCCAUCGUCGAUGAGGCCGGUCACUUUGUGCCGCUCGACCAGCCGCGUCACUCGCUAGCCAUGUUCGAACGUUGGGUCCACCCCUCCGGCGUGCCGGGCCGCCUGGACGCGUAG